UCUCACGUGACAUCUCUCCCGGAGGAGGGGGCCCUCAGCCAAGAUGGCGGCCUACCUGCAGUGGCGGCGUUUCGUAUUCUUCGACAAGGAGCUGGUGAAAGAGCCGCUGGGGAAUGAUGGAGCCGCCCCUGGGGCCGCGCCUGCCUCGGGACCCGCUGCUUCCAAGUUGCUUUGCCUCCCUCCUGGCAUCACUGUCUGCGAUUCAGGCCGAGGGAGCCUGGUCUUUGGAGAUAUGGAAGGCCAGAUCUGGUUCCUGCCCCGCUCGCUACAGCUUACAGGCUUCCAGGCCUAUAAGCUACGGGUGACACAUCUGUACCAGCUGAAGCAGCACAAUAUUCUAGCAUCUGUUGGUGAGGAUGAAGAGGGCAUCAACCCCCUGGUAAAAAUCUGGAACCUGGAGAAGAGGGAUGGUGGCAAUCCUCUCUGCACUCGAAUCUUCCCUGCCAUCCCAGGAACAGAGCCAACUGUCGUGUCUUGUUUGACUGUUCAUGAAAAUCUCAACUUUAUGGCCAUCGGUUUCACAGAUGGCAGUGUUACGUUGAACAAGGGAGACAUCACCCGGGACCGGCAUAGCAAGAGCCAGAUUUUGCACAAGGGCAACUAUCCUGUCACUGGACUGGCCUUCCGCCAAGCGGGAAAGACCACUCACUUGUUUGUUGUGACAACAGAGAACGUUCAGUCUUACACAGUUUCUGGAAAGGAUUACCCUCGCAUGGAGUUGGACAUCCAUGGCUGUGGCCUGCGCUGCUCGGCCCUAAGUGACCCUUCUCAGGACCUGCAGUUCAUUGUGGCCGGGGAUGAGUGUGUCUACUUGUACCAGCCUGAUGAACGUGGGCCCUGCUUCGCCUUUGAGGGCCAUAAGCUUAUUGCUCACUGGUUUAGAGGCUACCUUGUCAUUGUCUCCCGUGACCGGAAGGUUUCUCCCAAGUCAGAGUUUACCAGCAGGGACUCCCAGAGCUCCGACAAGCAGCUUCUCAACAUCUAUGACCUGUGUAACAAGUUCAUAGCCUAUAGCACCGUCUUUGAGGACGUAGUGGAUGUGCUUGCUGAGUGGGGCUCCCUGUACGUGCUGACGCGGGAUGGGCGGCUUCACGCACUGCAGGAGAAGGACACACAGACCAAACUGGAGAUGCUGUUUAAGAAGAACCUAUUUGAGAUGGCAAUUAACCUGGCCAAGAGCCAGCACCUGGACAGUGACGGGCUGGCCCAGAUCUUCAUGCAGUAUGGGGACCAUCUCUACAGCAAGGGCAACCACGAUGGGGCUGUCCAGCAGUAUAUCCGAACCAUUGGGAAGUUGGAGCCGUCCUACGUGAUCCGCAAGUUUCUGGAUGCGCAGCGCAUCCACAACCUGACCGCCUACCUGCAGACCCUGCACCGGCAAUCCCUGGCCAAUGCCGACCACACCACCCUGCUGCUCAACUGCUAUACCAAGCUCAAGGACAGCUCAAAGCUGGAGGAGUUCAUCAAGACGAAGAGUGAGAGUGAAGUGCACUUUGAUGUGGAGACAGCCAUCAAGGUCCUCCGGCAGGCCGGCUACUACUCCCAUGCCCUCUAUUUGGCUGAGAACCACGCGCAUCACGAGUGGUACCUGAAGAUCCAGCUGGAAGACAUUAAGAAUUACCAGGAAGCCCUUCGGUACAUCGGCAAGCUGCCUUUUGAGCAGGCAGAGAGCAACAUGAAGCGCUAUGGCAAGACCCUCAUGCACCACAUACCAGAGCAGACCACCCAGUUGCUGAAGGGGCUCUGUACUGAUUAUUGCCCCAGCGUUGAAGGCCGAGGCGAGAGGGAGGCUCUGGGCUGCAGGGCCAACUCAGAGGAGUUCAUCCCCAUCUUUGCCAACAACCCGCGAGAGCUGAAAGCCUUCCUGGAGCACAUGAGUGAAGUGCAGCCUGACUCGCCCCAGGGCAUCUAUGACACACUCCUUGAGCUAAGGCUACAAAACUGGGCCCAUGAGGAGGAUCCACAGGUCAAAGAGAAGCUUCACGCGGAGGCCAUCUCCCUGCUGCGGAGUGGGCGCUUCUCCAAUGUCUUCGACAAGGCCCUAGUCCUCUGCCAGAUGCAUGACUUCCAGGAUGGGGUCCUUUACCUCUAUGAGCAGGGGAAACUGUUUCAGCAGAUUAUGCACUACCACAUGCAGCACGAGCAGUACCGGCAGGUGAUCGCCGUGUGCGAGCGUCACGGGGAGCAGGAGCCCUCCCUGUGGGAACAGGCGCUCAGCUACUUUGCCCGCAAAGAGGAGGACUGCAAGGAGUAUGUGGCAGCUGUGCUAAAGCAUAUCGAGAACAAGAACCUCAUGCCACCCCUUCUAGUGGUGCAGACCCUGGCCCACAACUCCACAGCCACCCUGUCCGUCAUCAGGGACUAUCUGGUCCAGAAACUGCAGAAACAGAGCCAGCAGAUUGCACAGGACGAGCUGCGCGUGCGGCGGUACCGAGAGGAGACCACCCGCAUCCGUCAGGAGAUCCAGGAGCUCAAGGCCAGCCCUGCCCUCACUGUUGGCCACGCAUUGCCUGUCUCCCCUGCCUGUAGUCCGAAGAUUUUCCAGAAGACCAAGUGCAGCAUCUGUAACAGUGCUUUGGAGUUGCCCUCAGUCCACUUCCUGUGUGGCCACUCCUUCCACCAGCACUGCUUCGAGAGUUACUCGGAAAGUGAUGCCGACUGCCCUACCUGCCUCCCUGAAAACCGGAAGGUCAUGGACAUGAUCCGGGCCCAGGAACAGAAACGUGAUCUCCAUGACCAGUUCCAGCACCAGCUCAAGUGCUCCAAUGACAGCUUCUCUGUGAUUGCUGACUACUUUGGCCGAGGCGUUUUCAAUAAAUUGACUCUGCUGACAGACCCUCCUACAGCCAGACUGCCCCCAAGCCUGGAGGCCGGGCUGCAGCGGGACCUGCUCAUGCACUCCAGGAGGGGCACUUAAGCAGCUCAUGGGCAGGGAUACGAUAGUGGAGGUACAGCAGUGUGGACACAGGGACGGAGGCUCAGCUGUUGCCCAGGAGGCAGAUGUGCCAGGACAUCACUCUGAUCUGAUGCCGUAGCCUCA
This is a messenger RNA of Loxodonta africana (African savanna elephant), 3040 nucleotides long. RefSeq names its product VPS11 core subunit of CORVET and HOPS complexes (gene VPS11). Lineage: Eukaryota; Metazoa; Chordata; Mammalia; Proboscidea; Elephantidae. Gene Ontology annotation, cellular component: HOPS complex; endosome. The coding region runs from base 44 to 2917 and encodes 957 amino acids. The transcript is spliced from 16 exons. Gene Ontology annotation, biological process: organelle fusion; intracellular protein transport; vesicle-mediated transport. Gene Ontology annotation, molecular function: protein binding; protein-macromolecule adaptor activity. The record is from RefSeq and is a predicted model, not a curated record.